Zingiber officinale is the source of this 3240-nucleotide messenger RNA. RefSeq names its product KIN14B-interacting protein At4g14310-like. The transcript has 3 exons. Bases 73 to 2994 code for a protein of 973 amino acids. The record is from RefSeq and is a predicted model, not a curated record. Lineage: Eukaryota; Viridiplantae; Streptophyta; Magnoliopsida; Zingiberales; Zingiberaceae.
AAUCGCAGUCUCCGCUCGAGAAAAGAGCGAGCGGCCGACUCCCGAAUCCGCAUCGCGGUCGCCGGAAUCCAGAUGUCGACGCGGCUCAAGGAGAGAGGAGGUGGAGACGGGACGAAGAUCACGGCGCCGGAGCCCCGCGGAGAGGUCGCCGUCUGGUUCCCCGUCGCCGCCGUCAAGAACUCUUCUAUUCCGGACUCCUUCGCUGGGGCGCGCUGCUCCACCUCGUAUUUGGCUAGCGGUAAGGCCUCCGAUCUGGUUUCUGACCUCUGCAGAGGCCGACUGCUCUAUAGGGUUUCCACGUCCAAGCAACUAGAAAGAGUGCUGGGGAGGGAUCUGGAAGAAGAGGCCGAAGGUUGUAGUAGUGUUGGCGGGAUUCGGGUUUCCGACAGGUUUCUGCUAGGGAAGGGGCUUUAUGAUCAGGGUUUUAAGAAUAGGAUUAGCGUCUCGCGGCUUCAGAACCGUAAACAUAAAUGGGUCGUAGGCUUGCAGGAGGUGAACAAAGAUAUCAGUUCUUUGGGUUUGAUCACAGAGAUUCUAAGUCGCAGGAUUGGGCGCAGUGAAGAAUCAGAGGUACGCUCGGGCAAAGAAAUGGUUGCAUUGGAUCCCAUGGCAGUAAUUGAUGGUGGCCCUAAUGCAAAGAGAUUUUCUAACUCCGAAAAACAGAAGAAUGGAGCUCUAUUGCCGUCAAAGAAACCAAGAAGUUUGAACGAAAGUCUGCCACCAGAAACUAGUAUAAAUAAAGUCUUUAUGGCCUCAAGUUUAAAAUCUACUGGUAGAGAAGCGUCAAAGGGUCAUCCCGAUCAAAAUGGAUUGAUGGAUGCAUGGUAUGGAGCAUCUAAUCCAAAACCUUCGAACCAAAUUGAUGAAUUCGUCACACAUGUUCCAUCGAAUGACAUAAAGAAAGAUUGUUUAAUUUUGCAAUUGGAGACUUCAAAAGAGGAUGGACUUGACGUUAAUAUUAAGGGCAUUCCUGAGAAGGCAUGUGUUGAUUCAGUCACAAAAUUUGAGGCUGAUAUUGGUGUUUUUAAGAAGGCAAAUGAUGGUGUUAAAGGUGUUCAUGUUGUUUCUAAGUACCCCAGUAAGCUGCAUGAGAAGCUGUCAGUGUUGGAAGAGAGAGUUCAAAAUAUAACAUCUGAAAUCUUGUGGUCUAAGGAAAUCUUGGAUAGCAACAAACCAAAUGAUGUGAAGCUGAUUCUGUCAGACAUCCAGAGCCAAAUAUGCGGAAUUGAGAAAGUCGUUGCUAAUGUAUAUGGUGAUACCACAACUCAAUUGAGUUUCACUGAGGUUGUCCAAGCUAAUGGCCUGCGAAUAAAUGACGAGAUAUCAGGUGACACUGAACAAACAAAUGGACCAAUUUAUUCUGUUAAAGAAUUGAAUUAUGAUUUGGUAGAAGCAAAAAAUUUGCCUCAUUAUAAGUUACUACGAAACAGGAAAGCAUCUGGCAUUUUGGGAGGUCAUAGCUCAGGUCAUAAUGAUUUAGAGCAAGAUGAGCCUCGUCAGCGCACAGUGAAUUUAGCAACUAAGGAUGUGUCAUUACAAGCAUCUGGGUCUGACAAAAACUCAUCAUCAGCUGAACAUGUUUCAAAGAAGAUGGUUAGUGAACUUUCCAAGGGGGAAAUUGAACUCACAUCAGAUGAAAUACUGGAGGAAUUUGAUAGCACAGAGAAAAAACCUUCAGCUAUGUUGCAUGAACAAACUGAGGAACGUCAAAAAGAACUGUUAUGUGAGAUAGGACAAAAACCCUCGACUUGUGGAUGGUUUGUUUCUGAAGGAGGUGUUCUUCUUGCUCACCAUGAUGGAUCCUGUUCGUACUAUGACAUAGUCAACUACGAGUUCAAGGCUGAAUACAAACCACCAUCACGAGUGUCAGAUAAUUUGUGGGGCGAUUGUUGGUUAAUCCUCGCACCAGGUGUAGACGGAUUGCCAGGAAAAUAUGUGGUCGCAGCAUCAGCUGGGAAUGCUGCAGAAUCUGGAUUUUGUUCAUGGGAUUAUUACACACGAGAUGUUAAAGCAUUUUGUAUUGGAGAACUGACAGACAAUUAUCCAUCACAAAUCUCAUCUAGGAUUACUCCUGGUUCAACAAGUAAUAUGGGUUUAAGGCAGAGUAAUUCAUGUGGGAUGAUUGUUGGACCACAACAGUGGUGGUGCAAGCCUUCUGGCCCACUCUUAAUCUCCGCUGCUAGUGGGCAAAAAAUUGCCAGUGCCUAUGAUAUUCGUGAUGGGGACUUAGUAAUGAAGUGGGAGACUAGUAGUCCUGUGAUUGGGAUGGACUACUCAAGCCCUCUACAAUGGCGAAGUAAAGGAAAGGUUAUCAUAGCAGGAACUGAAGCCAUUAGUCUUUGGGAUGUUAAUGCUGUUAACCCACAGCCUUUAUUGUCUAUUUCUUGUGCUGGGAAACAGAUAUACUCCCUUCAUGUAAACAACACUGAUUCUGAGAUCAGUGUUGGUGUUCGGCGAAGAGUGAGUUAUUCUGAGGUGGAGGGUAAUGAUGGUGUCUUCUGCUGUCAAGAGAGUAUUAACGUGCUUGAUUUUCGCAUUCCAUUUGGUAUUGGUAUGAAAGUAUCUAACCAUGGAGGCAUAGGAUAUUCAGUCUUUUCUCGUGGGGACUCCAUAUAUGUUGGAAGCACUGGACAAAGAUUGUGCAAUAAAGGUUGUCCACAAUCACUAGUGCAACAUUACUCUUUGCGCAAAGGAAAGCUUAUUACAUCAUAUCAACUACCAGAAUUCAAUUCUAAGUUUCUCCAUUCCUCAUUAACUCAAACAUGGGGAAAUGCCAACAAUGUGAUGGGCAUCGGUGAGAUGGGACUUUUCGUCUUUGAUUCUUUGCAGGAUGAAAAAUCUCAAGCCUUUUGCUCUGAUCAUGGGAAUAUAGUUUAUGCGAAGGAAACAAUCUGCCCUGCCGAUUUGUACUUUCGCCCUACUUUUGAUUAUUCUGGAUCAAGAAUUCUUGUCAUAUCAAGAGACCGUCCUGCUUCUUGGAGGUAUUUAUUGUGAUUAGAUAUGUAUGCACCAUAAUUACUCUAUGAUUGUCCUGUAGAAAUGUCGUCUAACAGUUGUAUUUAGAAUUGUAUACCUAGUUUGUUAUAGUCUUGUACUCUUCUACAGUCUCAACAUCUUUUUCUUUGAUCUAAGUAUCUCUUGAAAGUCCAAAAGAUACAAGCUGACACUUCGUUGGAUUUGUUUAAUUUGGAAUAUCAACUUCAUAAGGAGGAUAUCCUGUCAAAGUUAAUUUAUCUCCUG